AUCCAUCCACCCCGCCGAAACACACACGUACAUACCAUGGAAUACGGAGGCGAAUACGGGAGACCGCAAUCUAACGAGGAACACCACCACCAUCAUCACCAGCGCCCUGAAGGGGAAGCCUACGAAGGCGGGCGCGCAGAAUAUGGUGGACAGGCGCCACUAGGACCUGGGGGAGAGUAUGGGGGACCUCCCCCGCAUCAGCACCAUCACCGCCUGGAGGAAGGGGAGCAGCCUUACCGCGAAGGCGGCGCCCCUCUUCGUCAGUCGUAUGAGGGUGGGCAGGGAUACGGUGCCCCUCAGUACAGUGAGGGUGCAGGCCGGCCUCAAUAUGGAGGUGCCGCCGGAGAGUACGGCGCUUCCCACCCUCGUCCCGAGGGUCGCGCUGAGUACGCCGGCGGUGGUCAGCAGUAUGGUGGUGAUCAGCAAUACGGCGGUACCCAGCAGCGUACUGAAGGCCGCUUUGAGUAUCAGGGUGGUGGCGGCCAGUACGGCGGCUCUGGGUACGGUGGGGAGAGCCGUGCGCAGUACGGUGGCGGUGCACAAGCCAGCCAGGGAUACGGCUCGUCUGGGCAACAAGGGGCUGCCGCCGAGUACUUUUCUGGCAGCGAUCAAGCAUCGACUGCUCAGCGGUACUCUGGAGGAGGGGCGCAGCCUCAGUAUAGUCAGACGGGUGGCCAGCAGUAUAACUCCCCGUCUCACUCCGGUGCGGGCGGUCACCCGCAGACCCAAGGUCGUCCGCAGUUCGACGAGGACGAAGUCGUCCAGACCGCUAGCCAGCAAGGCAGCGGAGGGUCGUCGCUGUUCUCUAGCGCCCUGCAGCACGUUCAGCAGAAUACCAGCGAGCACACGCAGCCCAUCGAUGAAGCUGGCGUUCAGCAGGCUCACAAGGCUGCUUACCAAGAAGGCAACGCGAGCAGCCUCUCUGCCGGUUCCAUGGGCAGCGCAGCUGCGAUGCAGGUCAUGAAGAUGUUCACUUCCAGCGGUGGCAGCAGCGGUGGUGCUGGCGGCGCUGGCGGCGGCGCUGGGUCGGGCUCGACGUCCAGCUUGAUGAGCUAUGCGAUGGCCGAAGCAUCCAAGCUCUUCGACCAGUCCGGCGGUGCUGCCUCUGGAAACAAGCAGGAUGCGGUAAACGGUGCGGCUAUGACGGUCAUGAAGAUGCUUGUGCAGUCGAAAAUGAGCGGCACGACUGGUGGCAGUAACAGUGGCGGCCUUGGCGGUCUUAUGGGCUUGGUUGGCGCAUUCUUUACUAUGCUUUUGAACCUUGCUGAGCACAAGCCACCUUUUUGUAUAGGCAUCAAAGUUCUUGUGAAACGCGAGUCACUGAAGGUCAGAAAGCUGAUCGAGUCGCGAGGAAUUGAAAGAAUGGACGGAUAUUAA
This is a messenger RNA of Laetiporus sulphureus 93-53, 1377 nucleotides long. RefSeq lists its product as uncharacterized. The coding region runs from base 37 to 1377 and encodes 446 amino acids. The transcript has 6 exons. Lineage: Eukaryota; Fungi; Basidiomycota; Agaricomycetes; Polyporales; Laetiporaceae. The record is from RefSeq and is a predicted model, not a curated record.